Molecule: messenger RNA, 2391 nt
Organism: Dromiciops gliroides (monito del monte)
Lineage: Eukaryota; Metazoa; Chordata; Mammalia; Microbiotheria; Microbiotheriidae
Gene: RMDN3
Product: regulator of microtubule dynamics 3
Exons: 13
Coding region: 176-1573 (465 amino acids)
Cellular component (GO): spindle microtubule; cytoplasm; mitotic spindle pole
Molecular function (GO): microtubule binding
Source: RefSeq, a predicted model, not a curated record
GCGCCGUUGUUACCGCCGCUGCCGUCGCCGCCGCCACUGCCACCGACAGGUGGAUGAGUAGGUAGGUCGGAUAGCGUGAGGGAGGCGGUGAGUCGUCUCCGUGACAUCGUUCCCGCAGGACCUUGGCUGGAGGGUGAUUGCGGCGGUGCUAUGGUGUCUGGAGGCCAGGUGCACCAUGUCUAGACCGGGGGUCCUGGGCGGCGCUCGCACCGGGCUCGGGCUGGUGCUCGGGGCCGCCGCGGGCCUCGGGCUCCUCUGUGCCUUCUAUAUCCACCGGAGGAAACGGACCCAGAGCCAUGGCGGGAACUGGAACGCGUCCAACUCUCUGGGCUACACCCGCACCCCGGAGUCUCACCGUCAGGUGAUGCUCUUGCAGGCAGCACCGGGAGAGGCUGGUGAUGCUGUGUCUAUUCCCAGCAUGCCAAAGGAGAAGCAAGAGGAGGUGUUGGAUCGCCUGGAGUUUGUGUUGAGCAGCCUCACUGAGCUUCGGCAAGAGGUGGAAGAACUGAGGAAUAGCCUUCGGGGUCUUGCUGGGGAGAUUGUGGGGGAGGUCAAGUCUCAGAUGGAAGAGAACCAAAGAGUGAGUCGGAGGAGAAGGUAUCCAUUCAGCAGGGAAAGAAGAGACUCCACUGGCUCCAGCUCCAUCUACUUCAGUGCGAACUCUGGAGCGCCUUUGACCGAAGGAGAGAGCGAGGGAGGGUACACAACAGCCAACGCAGAGUCUGACUAUGACUGGGAGACUGAAAAGGAGAGUGAGGAGGAUGAAGAUGAAGUGAGCUGUGAAACUGUGAAAACGGGACGAAGGGACUCUCAGGACCUGACCGGUGACGGGGAUUCUCUCCUGCCGGCGGACUCUGCGGGUGGAGAGGAGCUGCUCCUGUUGCUGCGGCAGGCGGACGAGCUGCACCAAGGCGAUAGGCAGAGCAAGCAGGAAGGCUUUCAGCGGCUCCUCAACAACAAGCUGGCGUAUGGAAGUCGACAAGACUUUCUGUGGCGCCUGGCCCGGGCCUACAGUGACAUGUGUGACCUCUCCGAGGAGACGAAUGAGAAGAAGUCAUACGCCCAAAGUGGAAAAGAAGAAGCAGAGGCUGCCUUGGAGAAAGGGGAUGAGAGCGCUGAGUCUCACCAGUGGUACGCAGUGUUGUGUGGUCAGCUGGCUGAGCAUGAAGGCAUUCAGAGGCGCAUCCAGAGCGGUUACAUCUUCAAGGAUCACAUAGACAGAGCUCUUGCCCUCCAGCCAGAGAAUCCCAAGUCUCACUUCCUCCUUGGAAGAUGGUGCUACCAGGUGUCUCAUCUGACUUGGCUAGAAAAGAAGACUGCUGGGGCCCUGUUUGAGAGUCCUCCCAGUGCAACUGUCCAUGACGCUCUGCAGAGCUUUCUGAAGGUAGAAGAACUAAGCCCUGGGUUUUCUAAAGCUGGAAGAGUAUACAUUUCCAAGUGCUACAAGGAGCUAGGGAACAACUCUGAAGCUGGGCAGUGGAUGAAGUUGGCCCUGGAGCUGCCAGAUGUCACCAAUGAGGAUGUUGUCUGCCACCAGGACCUGGAGGAGCUGAGGGUAGCAUUGGGAGAAUAAGCACAUUCCUUGGCCUUCAUCACCAGAAGGGCAACACCACGUACAGUAGCAGGAGAGAGGGAGUCCCCUCUUGUGCCCCUGCUUGGACAACAAUUCCUCCUUUGAGUGGAGGCUGAGCAACGUUAAGGCUGGGGAAAGAGCUGGCUGCCUGGAAGCCUCUCCUGAGCUGCCACCUUGCCAUAUCUGUGUUUGCCUACUGCCACACCAUGGUUCAUUCACUCCCAGUCUUCUCUCUACCCUGAAACCAGAAAAGGAAAGGUGUGAUGAUUUUUCAUCAGAUCAAAGCUUCUGGUUUUAUGGGCUUUUUUUUUUUUAAACUAUGAAUUCUGUGGUUGAGGCAGUGGUGGCAGAAGGAAGUACCUGUGACUAUAAGCACAGGCCUGGUCAGGGCAGUGGCACUGAAAACCACCUGCCAGCUGGGGAAGUGGGAGAAUAGUGGCACUACUUUUUAGCUGAUAGGGAGGUAAAUGCACUUUAUAAAGCCUUGGGAACAAAGUAUAGCACUCUCUCUUUUCAUCCUUUUCACUGACCAGUCCCAGCUUCACUGUAAAUAAUACCCCUAGGAUCCCCACCCUGCUUGGUCAGGGUAAGAGGAAGGGGUAUGAGAAGACUAGACAUUCCCUUCAUCUUUCCCCUGAUGUGGGCUCAGGCUUGUGGUGGCAUCUGGCCGUUUCUUCCCUGCCUGAGCCAUGACACCUUUUUUAAAGUGAGGAAUUAUCUUGUUUAGGGCACUAAUAAAGCUAUGGUAUUUAUAGCUGCCUGGUCUGUAUUGUGGUACAAAAUUGAAAUAAACCAGCUCAAAUGGCAGUGAGAUCAAG